CGCUUACAAAGAGAGCUCCUCAACGGACCCGCUUCAUUGAUUGGAAGGUGCCCGGCUGAGCUGAGCUUGAUCCUCGUUUGGCUUUUUUCUUUUUAGUUUUUUGAACUCCACCAACGACGACGUCGGUCGUCUCUUAUUCGUCGUGGCGCCAAUCCGGUCGCGAUCGGCGACGCGUAUGGAUGCGUGAAGCGCGUACCCGGAAUCCUCGUUUGCGCGUUUGAGCGAGUUCAUCAGUUGCAGGUCAGGUUUGUUGGCGCGCGCACACGUUUUAGGUCUGGUUCCGGGAGAGUUCAGCAGGACACUCGACGUUACUCGGCGUGAGAUAUUGCGAAAAAACGAACUUCGCGGAUCGCGGACUUACUUUUUUUAAUUCUGUUUCCGUGACCGGAUCCGAUUAGUUAAUCCAUUCAUUACCUAGCGGUUUUCUGUUUGGAUUAUCUGAAGAGCUCCAUCUUUCAUCGUCAGCUGAACAAUUCGUUCGUACAUAUGUGGGGGCGUUUCGUUUUUGUGUUCUACAUUGACAGUGGUAUCAUCAUCGCCACAUUCACUUCUUUGUCCCGGAGAAAUACUUACUGGCACAUAUAACUGUGGCUAGUUAGAACGGUUUCCUUAUCGCGAGGAAAGUACAUGAGUGCCGUUUUUUCUUGCUUCCGAAUUGACUCUAGAGAGUCUCCUCUAAUUAUAAAAAAAAAUUGUCUAACCUGAAUGGAUUGUGUUGUGUUGAAUCGACGAUGAGACGCUCUUGACUAAGUAAUCGAACAGCUUUCAUACAAGAAGGAAAAAAAAAAAAAGAAAAAAAAAACCCUAAGUGAAUGUGACUUAUAACCAUCACACAAUUCGAGAAAAAAAAAUCAAACGGAAAGGAAGUUUAGUGAAUAGUUAGUGUGACCGAAACGAAGGAACGAACCAAAAAAAAAGUUGCAAAAACAAAACCUACCUACCAACAACUUUGCAAACGUGAGCAGUUUUGGACCGCCCCGAAAAAAAAAAAUCGAUCGAGACAACACUUGCUGUCGGGUGAUAACAUUAUUGACAACAAUAAAAACGAAAAACGAUCAUUCUGUUUUUGACGUCAUUGACUACGGGACAGGAAAUUCGGGACUGUCCGGAUGGAAUUGCCCGUUUUUAAAAGCUUGUUCGACGUAUGGAAAUUUUGUGCAAACACCAGUUUCAACAAACAAAACGAACGUCAAGCUUCCAAGAAAAUGGAGAUUUAACCGGAAAUCAAUUGAUCUUCGGUUAGCAGGUAAAAGGCCGGAUCAUUUCCACACACAAGGAUGUUCCAGUAACAUGGAAGUACCAUCCGGAGGUACCGGUACCAAUCGUCAUCGUAUUCCGCAUCCGAAUAACCAGCAUACGCACUUCAACCCAAGGCUCUGCCUGAGCUUGGGUGCUUGGUGCGUCUCGAGAACACACUUCCAAGAACCGGUACCGCUGUUUCCGCGGAUGCUGCUACUACUGCUGCUUCAACUGGACCUUCCCGAGCAGCGAGAUCAUCAAUGAAUGCAAAGGUUGCUGUCAGUUAGUAGAUCGAUCGUAACCGAAGCACGUGAUCAUCGUGGAGUUCACCCCAGGAAACUGGAGCUUUUGCGUAUGGGAACAGAUUUUCCCACAGGAAGUGAUCGGGAGAUCGAGUGAAUAGCUCUAGAUUGAUUGAGCGUUCCUGAAAGUUUGCUUUGCAAAAUGGGAGGAAGUGGUUAAUCGCGAAACGAAACCAUUACGAUCAAUCCGGUGCAAGUUUGUUGUUAUUGUUUUCGAUUUGUUUUGACUGCCGCCAGUUGGUUCGCGAAUUGUGUCCGCACGAAAUCUACAGUUCAAAGUUGGUUUGAUGAAUGUCUGAAUGGAGUGAUAGGAAUUAAUUAAAAAUUAUUUCAUGUGAUAACUGUGGGACCUUGCGUGCUCCUCCUUCCAAAUCCAAGUGAUAUUCCUCUCAACAGUAGUCAUAAAAAUACACACGCACACCGAAACGGAAAGGAAGAAGCAAAAAAAAAAAUUGAAUACAAAUAAUUAUAAUAAUUUGCUCCCGUAUUAUUAAUUGCAUUUUGUGCUGAUGAGUUUUUGUUUUGCUGCUGAUAAAGAUACGGGCACUAGAGAGUUCAAGUGAAACAAAUUGUAACGACCAUAGAGCUUUGGGAAGUUGGCAAGAGUCCCUCAUUUCCAAAUCGACGCGAUCGCGAGUUACAAGUGUAUGCGGGAUCUUCAAUUCGACACGCUCAGAUAGAGUCUGACUGGUUGACGGUAAAAAAACGAACGAAAAUUGAAAAUAUUCCCGGAAUCCAAAAGAAGAUCGUGACAGUGAUUUUUCUUUUUUUUCAACAACAAAAAAAGAGCUUCCACCCCAUAAUCAUAAUUUAUCGCUACCGGAUUGGAUUAGUGUCAACAAGUGUGCUAAGCUAGUGUGGGGUCCAAAAUUGCCGACCUACUCGUGCAAUCGAUGCGUGAACGACCAGGAGGGAAAAGCCACGCGAUCCAGACGACGAUUUAUAACCAUUUCGUGGGCCGCGGUAAUUGAAAAAGCCGACUUUUUUUUCGGUGGAACAAGAAGACGACGGAGAAUAAUACAGAGUGAAGAUGACACCGAAGGAAUGGUUUGCGUUGUUCGCCUUCUACGCGGCCUAUCUGUUCUUCGGGGCCAGCGUGUUUUACCACAAUGAACACGCACUGGAGACGAUCCGGCGACAGGAGGAGCUCGCAGAGAGGAUCGAGAUGAAUGAAAUGCUCACCAAAUACCUGGUCCCGGAGAAGCCGGACCUGCAGCAGUCCCUGAUCAUCCGGCUGUCCGACUACUGCGAGAAAAAGGUCACCAACCAGUCGAUGGACGAGUAUGAAGAUCCGUACGUGUGGAACUUUUACCAUUCGUUCUAUUUUGCUUUUAUCGUUUGCUCAACGAUCGGUUACGGAAACAUUUCUCCAAACAACACCUUUGGUCGAAUCUUUAUGAUCUUCUACGCCCUGAUUGGCCUUCCGGUGAAUGGUUUCUUCUUCGCUUAUCUCGGUGAUCUGUACAGUAAAACGUACAUUCGCCUGUACCGGAAGUACAAAACGUACAAACUGUCGGCGAAUUCGCACUACGUGCCGCGGAAGGUGAGCUUCAUUGGACAAAUUGUGCUGUACCUGAUACCGGGCAUCGUGAUCUUCAUCUUCGUGCCCGGGGUCAUCUUUAGCUACUUCGAGAAGUGGGACUACGACGUUUCGGUGUACUAUGCCUUUGUGACGCUGACGACGAUCGGAUUUGGGGACUAUACGACGACUUUUGAGUCGUCCCAGGAGCACGAGUUUGGGACGGCCUUCGUGUACUAUCAGGUGUUCAUCAUACUGUGGUUUUUCUCGGGCGUUGGUUAUGUGUUCAUGAUAUUGGGAUUCAUUGCCAAGGGUUUGGCGCAUAAAAAGGUGCAACGGUUGGAGAAAAUUUUGGCACACAACGUGAAGGAAACACAAGCCCGCGUUUGGAACGGAGUCACCAAAGAUAUAAGCUACCUGAGGAAGAUUCUAAACGAGGUGUAUAUGCUUAAAUUCAAGCCCGUCUACGAAGAACCGGACGAGCGGAUGGCCACGAUGAGCAUCGCCCGGUCCGACUCCUGCCCGGAGUUGUCCAUGUACCGGGAAGACGAACCGGAUCUCUCGCUAAUGUCGCGCAAGCGUACCUACUCGAUGAGCACGAUGAUGUUCGAACGUUCCAAAUCCACCGUCAGCAUCCCGUCGAUUGGCCGUCGGCUUUCGGAUAGUGACCUGAGUCGGAUCAACCGGGAAAAGACGUUCGGAAUUCAGGCGCUGGUCCAACCGGCUGAACUGUUGGCCAAAGUUGUUACGGCCUUGGGGAAUAUUACUACUAUCGACGAAGAUGGUCAGAGUAUACUGGAACAGGCAUCGCUGGGUCCCGGAAUCAAUUGCUUUACGGAUUCGCAAAUUUUGGCCAGCGAGCGGACAUGGUCCGGAUGGUCCAUGGCCGGUUCGGAUAAGAGCCACCUCACGCCACCACCGAUGGGUAGACCGAGGGCGAGUUCAGAUUUUGGACUGCAUCCUCACCUAACUUCAGGGAAUCCAAACGACUGGACCUGGAGCGGAGGAGACAACGUACAGAUCAAGGAGUUGUUGAAGAUCCGGCAGAAAGAGUCCAAAUCUCGUAACAAUCUUUUGCGGACGGCCAUUUCGAACAGUAAACAGCAGUUUGGAUCGAAUCUGUCGGUCGAUGCUCCGUCUUCGAAACAAGAUGAGCCUCACAUACACUCGGCCCAGAAUCAUGGACUUUUGCAACGACUCAAUCCGUUCCGGAAGUUUUCUUCCGCCAACCAAGGCAAACGGAACUCGAUCUACGACUUGGAAGCUCCUCGUCCGCCGGUGGAAAAUUAUUUGGCCAAAACGGCCAAAGGCCGGGCUUCGAUGUUCAAUCUUUCUCAACAGCAGUACCUUUCGAAAACUUCCGGUGGACGUGGAAGUUUGCUUUCGCUACCGCCUAACGAUGAACAGCUGCUGGAGACUACGACCAUCGGUGAUCUGAUCCGGGCCCUGGAACUAGUCCACACUCAGGCAGCUAUGCCAAGACGAGGAUCAAUGCUUCCGGGUGAUGAGUCUCCGAAACGCAAAAAUGGCACUACUGUUGCUCCAAAAAUGCCUUCCAUUAUGACGCUAUUUGCCAAUCCGGAAGCUGCCGGCCCAAGAAGAGGAUCUCUAAGGCCUACCCUCAGUAAUCCGAUCCAGUCUAGUCCUCAUUUGAACCAUCCAAGUAAUCCACCCCCGUACAGUGUGGCCACCGGAUAUUCUCCUUCGCCGAAACCUCUUCGUCGAAGAUUCAGCGUUCGUCCUUCGAGUUUAGCUUAUCCACCUGGCCAGUGUCCUCGAUCGGGUAGCUUCUCAAUGGACACCAGCAUCAGUCCCCUAACAUCUUCUUCAUCGUCCCUGCAAGUUCCAACCACAACUCUGCAGCGCCGCCUUUCAACUCGUCCCAGUCCUUUGGCCAGCCAAAACCUCCUGACAGUCCCUUCUGCGAUCCCAGUCAAUCCGCCAAACAGUAAUCAACCUGCAACCCGCAACCUGCUGCUCCCUUCAACGGCUCGACUUGUUCGAACCGGCUCGGAUCGAAUGGUCCCGGGACAGUUUCAGCGAACUGGCAGCACUUAUCGGCCUCGAGUUGGUCCAGCCGCAGCUACUGGGUCCACGCUGUCGGCAGCUGCCGCAGCCAAACGAUCCCGGCACAGCAGUCUCUGCCAGCUGGAGGACAAAUCCCAACGGCACGGGGAUUUUAGCUGAUCGAGACUUAAAAUCUUAAGUUCUUUUACUAGGUACGUUCGAGUGAGCGUCUAACAAAAAUAAUGUAAACAAUCAGUAUUGCCUUAAUUAGGUUCGUUUGAAACUAGGUAAAUGAGAAAGCAAAUUUUUUAGAAAAAAAACAAAGUGGAGAAAUUUGCAAACAGUGAUCAGAAUGCAAGCAAGGCUAGCUUUAAACUAACUAUAGUGUAAAGAUCCAGCGGAUGGGACGAUGACCACCAACGGAUCGAAACCAUUCCGGCCAAUUUAGUCAUUAGGAUAGAAACGAUAACUAGAAGAAUAGCAAAUGGAAGCUGUAAUAAAACUAAGUGGAAAGUCGGUUUUUUUCUUACGAAAGUUUUAAACCAAACCAAUCACAUGAGCUCUUCCAGCUGUUUUUAAAAGAUACAUUGUGAUGACUAGGAAAAAACAAGAGACAAUAAGUUUAGGCCAGUUUUAGGAGUUGUCAAACUGACGUCAUUCCGUUUUUAAGGAUAAGCAAUAAGCAAUGUAUUUAUCAAAACAAAACGGCUUUACAAAACUUUACACAUUCACGAGCAAGAUUGUUAGAGAAAAGAUUUGUACAGACUCAAGAAAUGAAAAACAAA
This is a messenger RNA of Uranotaenia lowii, 5852 nucleotides long. RefSeq names its product open rectifier potassium channel protein 1 (gene Ork1). Gene Ontology annotation, biological process: potassium ion transmembrane transport; stabilization of membrane potential. Gene Ontology annotation, molecular function: potassium ion leak channel activity. The transcript has 8 exons. Lineage: Eukaryota; Metazoa; Arthropoda; Insecta; Diptera; Culicidae. Gene Ontology annotation, cellular component: membrane. The coding region runs from base 2572 to 5247 and encodes 891 amino acids. The record is from RefSeq and is a predicted model, not a curated record.